Molecule: messenger RNA, 4875 nt
Organism: Scleropages formosus (Asian bonytongue)
Lineage: Eukaryota; Metazoa; Chordata; Actinopteri; Osteoglossiformes; Osteoglossidae
Gene: sorbs1
Product: sorbin and SH3 domain containing 1
Exons: 29
Coding region: 142-4602 (1486 amino acids)
Biological process (GO): cell-substrate adhesion
Cellular component (GO): cytoplasm; cell-substrate junction; nucleus
Molecular function (GO): protein binding
Source: RefSeq, a predicted model, not a curated record
GAAGUGUUUUCUUGGCUUCAGCCACUUACCCACCUGGGUUUUCCAGUGGAGAACUUCGAGGGGCCUGGCAGACCCCCUCCCCUUCAAGUUCCCGCAGGACCUCGAACUGUCUCUGCUGUGAAAAUAACUCCCCUGAAGACGAUGAAAAGUUCACCUGACUUACUGCCUGCAACAGACAUGGACCCCGCCAAAGUGUGCAAAGGGAAGGGCUCGGUAACACUGCGGGCUACGCUCGUUCACAUUGACGACGAUGACGACUGCAUCGACUCGCUGCCCGGGGGGGACACACAGAGGGCUACUCGCACAGGUCCAUUGCCAGGGGACCCAGUGGAAGAUGGCUGGACUGUUGACACUAAUGGGGAUGGAACAGGGAAAACUUUGGCAGCGAGGGGUCCUGAGAGUUUAAGACCUAUUCAUCCCAAGGACGAGAAAAUCCAGUCACAGGUUGGGUCUUCACUGAGUGCAGAAUCACUGUCUUCUUCCUCCUCGGAGCCACAAAGUCUUUCUGGAUCCUCCAGAAAGACCUCAUCUGCCUACCCAUCAACCACCAUCGUCAAUCCAACUAUUGUACUUCUGCAGCACAACAGAGAACAACAAAAGCGUCUAAAUAGUUUGGAAGACCCGACACCAGAGGGUGAGACCAGGAAGGCCAGUGCCAACGCACCGGGCCCCACUAAGGGCCCUCCGGGUGCUCACAUGGAUGGAAAGAGGAUGAGGCUUUCUCUGCCGAUGCAAAGCACCAACCCCGUGCACGACAUCAGCGCUCCCAUUCGAAACACGGAGAGGUCCAAGGACUGGUACAAGAACAUGUUUAAGCAGAUCCACAAAGUCCCAGAGCCCACUGAGGAAAACCCUUACCGUCCCACCUACAUUUUUCCCGAAAACUAUGACAGGCCAAAGAAAACACGAGAUGAUGGCUUUGCUGUCCAUGUGAAUGCAGUCGAUGCGAUGGGGGUUCCUCGUUCCAGAAGUGCUGUGGACGUGGUCAGCUGUGACCCCCGAGAGAGCAGGCUGUCCAAACUUCCUGUUCCAGCUCGGUCAUCCUCGCUCAAACCCUCAUCCGAAAGGAAUGACUGGGAGCCCCCAGAUAAGAAGGUGGACACCAGGAAAUACCGUGCCGAGCCCAGGAGCAUCUUCGAGUACGAGCCAGGAAAAUCCUCGGUGCUGAAGCUGGAGAGAACGACUCAGGAUUUAAGUCCAGAAGAUAUAGAUUUAGAGAAUGAACCUUGGUAUAAAUUCUUUUCAGAGAUGGAGUUUGGAAAACAGACUGCCCCCUCUUUCAGUCCCCUGGAAACACCUUCCGACCUCCAUCAAUAUUCUACAUGCAAGCCCCACCACAAUGAAGCGGGCAAAGGUGACUCGGCUGCUGACGAGCCUGGGGCGCCCGACAGUGACCGACAUGUUUACAAGAGUGUCCUGGAGGGCGGCGACAUCCCACUGCAAGGCCUCCGGGCGCUGAACAAGCGCCAGCCCAGCACCUCCUCCUCAAAAGUGGAUCAUAAAGGUGGGAAUGGCUACAUAAUUUCACCUUCCUCUUCCGUAAAUAGCCGAUCAGUUCUUGCCAGUAAUGCCGUAGGUUCCCAGUGUAAGAGUAAGAAGUCCUUGUCUGCUGCCAAAGCCUGCAUUCCCGAAAUACUCCCCUCCAAAUUCAAGCCCAAGCUGCUUGCUUCGAGCGAGGAGCCGCAGGAGAAGAGUGUGUCGACCGCGAGGCCCCCCAAAGCCCACAGCUACGAAGACCUGCGGGACAGCCGCCCCAGGACCAGGGGAGAGGCUGCGGAUGAAGGAGGCCCUAAGGCGGGGCCCGGGAAAGAGGAUCGCACGAGGAGUAACAAUGGCAUCCUGGAACAUGGUAAUUCCACUAGCGGGGCCAGCCCCUCCCGGAGGAGCACGCCGGAGUUCGCCUCAAUGUACCGGGACAUGCAUCUCAUCCGGAGGCCAGGCUCAGAGGGCUCCAGCCCCGUGGGCAGCGUGCGCAGCCUGGCCUCGCUCUUCGAGAGAGAAUGCAAUGGCCGAGGCCGGGGCGAGGCAGAGGGGCCCAGCGGGCCACCGCGGCACACCGUGUCCUUACGAGUGACUGACUUUGAGCAGAUCAUCCAGCGCUCCAGCUCCCUGCCUGUGCUCGCCGGUGGCUCCGCGCGCGCAGCCGGCCCCCGCAUGGCCACGGCAGUCUCUGCUGAAUCCCUGCUGGUGGCAAACCCCGCAACUGGGAGCGGGAAGGCCCCGUCGGAGCGGGAGGAGGACGAGUCCUCGGAGACGUGCGACGCUGCCUCAGCCGAUCCGUCGCCCUCGGACGCCGACUGCGAGGUGGACCGCUGCUCCGAGACGUCAAUGGAGAGCGCAGCGGAGUGCGCGCGGGCCCCUGCCACUCCCCGCGUGCACCCUCACGUGCAUCCCCACGUGCACAAACCCAGCAAAUGCAAGGGGACCUGCGCGGCCUCCUACACUCGCUUCACCACCAUCCGCCGGCACGAAAAGCAGCAGGCUAUUGCACAACAGGACAAGCAGGGCUCCCUGGACAGGAAGAAUGCUUUCCCUGGGAACCUGUUCCUCAUGGGCCCCGUGCCGUUCCGACUCAAAAAAAUGCAUCAGGGCCAGCAAGGGAAAAGGUCGACGGCCUUCUCGGCAACACGCACGACCGCCUUCAAGCUGGACCCGUGUGAGAGCGGCACCCCCGGUGGCCCUUCGGGGGAUUCCAGGCCACUCAUUCCGCAGCGUAUGUCUUCCCUGGAGGUGUUGGAGAGGCUGAAUAGUGGCGAGGGCUCCCCAACGCCACAAGGUGGCGACAGCGAGGGCCUCCUCAAUGGCAACCAUAAUGUUUUGGGUGUGGAGAGCUUGGACUCCAACAGAAAUCCCCUGCAGCCGAAGGCAGCGCCCCCCCGAGAUUCUGACUCCCCACGCCAUUUUGCCCAUGGGGAGUACGGAGAAACCCCGGAGGAGAUGGCGCGAAGACGCUCCGGUGACAAAGAAAAAAUGCUGGAAGAGCAGAGGAGGUUAAAGCGAGAGCAGGAGGAGGCGGAUGCUGCCGCCCGUCGGCACACGGGCCUCAUUCCCGUCCACCACCAGUUCAUCACCAACGAGCGCUUUGGAGACCUGCUCAACAUCAGCGAGACGGAGAAGCGCAAAUCCGGCUCUGAGAGGACUCCUGCUUUAGCCAAAUAUGACUUCAGAGCAGAGACUUUAAAGGAGUUACCUUUCCAGAAGGGAGACAUUGUGUACAUCUGUCGACAGAUUGAUCAGAACUGGUAUGAAGGAGAGCAUCACGGCAGAGUGGGAAUUUUCCCUAGAAGUUAUGUUGAGCUUCUACCGCCAACGGAGAAGGCCCAGCCAAAGAAGCAUGCCCCCGUCCAAGUGCUCGAGUAUGGAGAGGCCCUGGCCAGGUUUAAUUUUAACGGAGACACACCUGUGGAGAUGUCCUUCAGAAAGGGUGAGAGGAUCACGUUGAUCCGCAGGGUCGAUGAAAACUGGUACGAGGGAAAGAUCUCUGGCACCAACCGUCAGGGCAUCUUCCCCGUCACCUACGUCGAGGUUCAAAAGCGGCCGCGGGUCAAGAACGGAGUGGACUAUCCUGACCCGCCUGUGAGCCAGUCGCCCAGUCGCAGCAGCAACGCCUCACCGCUGCCCGCUCGCACCCGGCUCACUACUUCCCCUCUCCCUCUUCCCCGCUCCAACCGCCGUUCGGUCUCCCCUGAGGUCCAUGCCGUCUCCUCUGAGUGGAUUUCGUUGACCGUGGGUGGUGGCUGUAGCCCGCCGGCCGCUCCAACACCGCCCCUGCCCCCUCCCCCUAGCGUCUCCUACCGCUGGGGCGAGUACCUGCCUCCCUCCCUCUCUGCCAGCCCAAUCCCUCCAGCCGGCAGCAGCCCGUACUGCGCCUCCCCGGCAGCCUCUCCCUUACCCCCUCCGUACCCACCUCGCCCCAGCUCUGCUACCCCCUACCUGACAUUCACCCCACCCCAGGGGGAGGACUUUCUGCUGAACCCGCCCUCUCCCCGCCUCUCUCGGAGCCUCAGUCCCUGCGGGGGGGCGGGUCUCGAGGGUUGGCUAGGGGAGGGCGGCCCCCUGAGGAGCCGUGAGCUGCAGGAUGGGGAGGGGGCGGAGCUAGACAGAGGGAGCGCUCGCGAGGGCUGGAGGAAUAGCCCAGGAGAGCUCAUGAAGAGUGAAGCUGAUUACCAUGGAAGAUCAUCAAGAAGUCCCGUUUUGCUGUUUGACAUCCAGGACAAUGUUAUGAAUGCCAACUCGUUUGCGGAGGCGGUCUGCAACGAGAUCAUGAACAUUGCCGAGACAUCGGUGCGCUACUGUAGUGCCAUCUCCCGCCCCCAUGACAAGUUGCAUAGACUGCCCCCCCAUGCAAGUAAACAAUCUUUCAUCGUUUCCCAGCAACCCCAACCACAGAGCAACAGCCCGGACCCAGGUCGCACCAACUACGGAGUGUUCCAGGCCCUGUACAGUUACGUGCCACAGAACGAAGACGAGCUGGAGCUCCGCGAGGGAGACCUCGUCAACGUCAUGGAGAAGUGCGAUGACGGCUGGUUCGUCGGUACGUCCAGAAGAACAAAGCAGUUUGGCACUUUUCCGGGGAAUUACGUGAAACCCGCUAACUUGUGAACACUGCAAAAUGUACAGUAUCUCUGAACAGAUGUUAGCUGCCUGCUGAGUCUGGAAACAAACCUGUACUAACGUGCAUGAGGUCGUUUUGGGGGUCUGUCUCUUAGCCAAGUGAAAGCAGUUGUUUGGGUAUGUGAUGAAAGGGUUCUCGUUUUUUUUUUUUUUUUUUUUUCGUGAAGCACAAGUAGACGUCAGUUACGUAGUUUCAGAUGGAGGAUGGAGAGGAAGGGAGGCUCCCAUAGAUUCACCGCAAAACCUACCUGGUAGUUUCAC